Neomonachus schauinslandi (Hawaiian monk seal) is the source of this 936-nucleotide messenger RNA. Its product is annotated as olfactory receptor 51A7. The record is from RefSeq and is a predicted model, not a curated record. Gene Ontology annotation, biological process: G protein-coupled receptor signaling pathway. NCBI's taxonomy places the organism in Eukaryota, Metazoa, Chordata, Mammalia, Carnivora, Phocidae. Gene Ontology annotation, molecular function: G protein-coupled receptor activity; olfactory receptor activity. Gene Ontology annotation, cellular component: membrane.
AUGUCUUCUUUCAAUAAUUCUGAGGUCCAGGUUUUUCUUCUGAUUGGAAUGCCAGGACUGGAACAUGACCACAUCUGGCUCUCCAUUCCAAUUUGCCUCAUGUACCUGGUUGCCAUCACAGGCAACAGCACCAUUCUCUUUAUCAUUAAGACAGAGCCCUCACUUCAUGAGCCCAUGUAUUAUUUCCUUGCCCAGUUGGUCAUCUCUGACCUGGGCCUGUCCAUCUCCUCCCUUCCUACCAUGCUGAGAAUCAUCUUGUUAAAUUCCAUGGGAAUUUCACCCAAUACCUGCUUUGCUCAAGAAUUCUUCAUCCAUGGAUUCACUGUCAUGGACUCCUCAGAGCUGCUAGUUAUGUCUUUGGAUCGCUUUCUUGCCAUUCAUAAUCCCCUGAGAUACAGUUCUUUCCUCACUAGCAGCAGAGUUGCUAAAAUGGGAUUGAUUUUAGCCAUCAGGAGCAUUCUCUUAGUGCUUCCAUUUGCUUUCACUCUAAGGAGAUUAAAAUACUGUCAGAAGAAUCUCCUUUCUUACUCAUACUGUCUACAUCAGGAUACCAUGAAGCUGGCUUGCUCUGACAACAAGACCAAUGUAAUCUAUUGCUUCUUUGUUGCUCUCUGUACUAUGCUGGACUUGGCAUUAAUUUUUCUGUCAUAUAUGCUGAUCUUGAAGACAGUACUCAGCAUUGCAUCUCUGGCAGAGAGGCUCAGGGCCCUCAAGACCUGGGUCUCAAUCUGUGCUAUGCUCAUUUUCUAUGUACCCAUCAUCACCCUGGCUGCCAUGCACCACUUUGCCAAGCACAAAAGCCCUCUAGUUGUAAUCCCUGUUGCAGAUAUAUUCUUGUUGUUGCUACCCCUAAUGAGCCCCAUUGUGUAUUGUGUAAAAACUCAACAAAUCUGGGAAAAGGUCUUGGGAAAGUUGUUUAACAUAUGUAAGAGAUAA